UUGGAGAGUUUUAAAAAAAAAAGAAAAAAGGGGGAGACUCACUGCUGAGCCAUGGCAGAUUUUCCCAGUUUUGGCAGGGGAAGGGGGGCAGUUGGUUUUACCCCUCUGCAGUCAUUUGGCAGAGGCAGAUCAAGGUUGCUGACAGCUCCAGUUUCAUCCACACCUAAGCCUGUCCUUACUGAGUUGAAUGAAAGCCCUAUUGAUGUGAACUGUGAUGAUCUACAAAAUGCUAGAUCAGAAACCAGUCCCACAAAAGAGAACCUUUAUGCAGAGAUGGCGACGCAAAUUGGGUUUUCUAUUGGGGAAAGCAUUGCCUCUUGUCUUGAAUCUCGGUUGGGCUUUGGAGUGGGAAACAGUGUUGUUGGGUCUGCCAAUAAUGUGUUAUCAGAACCCUCACUAUUGAAUGUGAUUGUAAAGUCUGAUGUUAAAGAACCUGUGUGUUUUAGAGGGGAUGGCUGUGAUACAUACAGUGUUCAGGAAUGGGAGGAAAUGAUGAUGACUUUUUUUAAGAGAAGAGGGGUACCAGUUGCUGAUCAAGCUGAUGAUGUGCUAAGUAAACUGCUGGGGAGGGCACGAGAAAUAGUCAAGGUGGGCAUACGUAGUAAGCCAUCUGUGUGUCUUGAGAGGGGCCCGGAGCCCAUUUUUGAGAUCUUAAAGCAGCACUUCAGUGACACUGCCUGUUCAAGCAUGCCUUUAGCUGACUUUUAUGCAACACUACCCACCUCAGGUGAAACACCGUUUGACUACUGGCUCAGGUUGAACAGAGCCAUGGAGGUGACAGAAGACUGUCUGAAGAGACAAAAUAAGUCCUUUGCAUAUCUGACAAAAGAGCUGACUGCUAUGUUUAUCCGUCACUGUCCAGACUCAGAACUGUCUCUUAUUUUCAAGUGCAAGCCCCUGCAGCAGUGGACGGUUGCUGAUGUGCACGAGAAAUUGCUGGAGCAUGGCAAGGACCAGAAGUGCACCCCUCAGUUUAGUGCAGUCAGUGCCUUGAGUUUUCGGCGACAGGAGUGUGCUGUGCGGAGUGGUGUGUGGCGAGCCUGUGCACUGAUAAAACACCGUUGUUUCCAUUCAGGUACAUCAUUUGUUGUUGCUGUUACUUUCUUGUAUAUUAUAAAUUGUAAUAUUGCGGCAGUAAUCGCUGCCAGUCUGCCGUAGCCAU
This is a messenger RNA of Oreochromis niloticus (Nile tilapia), 1162 nucleotides long. RefSeq lists its product as uncharacterized. The transcript is spliced from 2 exons. Lineage: Eukaryota; Metazoa; Chordata; Actinopteri; Cichliformes; Cichlidae. The coding region runs from base 52 to 1158 and encodes 368 amino acids. The record is from RefSeq and is a predicted model, not a curated record.